AUGGCUUCAGACGCCCCAUUGGAAGUCCUCAUGGUAGGCACAGGGGAAUACACCACAGGUUUCGUAGGAGGAGGAGCAUCAGGAUCCGACAAGAAAGUCGGCGUAGUCGGUCUCACCCUGUUUGAUUUACGACGACGAGGAAAGGUAGGAAAACUCUCAAUGGUAGGGACAUCAGGACACAAGUUCCCCGCAGUCCGUGAACAUCUCACCAAAAACAUCACCAAAGUCUACAACAACCUCGACACGUCCUUCUCCUCCUACCCCUCCAACGACACCACCGACCCUAAUGCCUACAAAGCCGCCAUUGACGCCCUCCCCCCGGGCUCGGCCAUAACGAUCUUCACGCCCGACACCACGCACUACGCCAUCGCACUAUACGCCAUCGAGCGGAAAAUCCACGUCCUGAUAACCAAACCGGCCGUCAAAACACUAGAGCACCACCUAGCCCUCCUCUCCGCCGCGCGCGAGCACGGCGUCUUCGUCUACAUCGAGCACCACAAGCGCUACGACCCGGCAUACGCGGACGCGCGGUACAAGGCGGGCGGCCUGGGCGAUUUCAAUUAUUUCUAUAGCUAUAUGAGCCAGCCGAAGAGCCAGCUGGAGACGUUCAAGGCGUGGGCGGGCGUCGAUAGCGAUAUUUCGUACUAUCUGAAUAGUCACCAUGUGGAUGUGUGCGAGAGCAUGGUGUCGAGUCAGGGCUUUGUGCCGGUGAAGGUCAGCGCAAGUGCGAGUAUGGGGGUCGCGGUGGACUUGGGGUGUGAUCCGAAGACGGAAGAUACGAUUAGUUUGCUGGUGCAUUGGGUGAAGAAGGACGAUACAAGUAAGAGGGCGACGGGCGUGUAUACGGCGUCUUGGACGGCGCCGCAGAAGGCCGGCGUGCAUAGUAAUCAGUACUUUCAUUACAUGGCGUCCAAGGGGGAGAUUAGGAUUGAUCAGGCCAAGAGGGGCUACGAUGUUGCGGAUGAUGGGUUGGGGAAUGGCUUGAUGUGGUACAAUCCCUUCUAUAUGAAGUAUGCGCCUGACGAGGAGGGGAAUUUUGCAGGACAGGGCGGGUACGGGUAUGUGAGUUUCGAGAAGUUUAUCGAUGGGUGUAGACUUGUCAAUAAGGAGGGCCCAAAAGCGCUGGAAACGUUGGACAAGAGAGGGCUGCCGACAUUGGCGAAUACGGUGUUAACUACUGCUAUUCUUGAAGCGGGGAGGAGGGCCAUUGAUGAGGGUAGGGAAGUGGGGAUCAAGGAGACGGAAGGAGGAUGGGAAUUGAUUUAG
Messenger RNA from Lachnellula hyalina, 1266 nucleotides. It is a transcript of the gene ydgJ, whose product is annotated as putative oxidoreductase. The record is from RefSeq and is a predicted model, not a curated record. Bases 1 to 1266 code for a protein of 421 amino acids. Gene Ontology annotation, molecular function: nucleotide binding; oxidoreductase activity. Gene Ontology annotation, cellular component: cytoplasm. Lineage: Eukaryota; Fungi; Ascomycota; Leotiomycetes; Helotiales; Lachnaceae. The transcript has 2 exons. Gene Ontology annotation, biological process: NADPH regeneration.